Molecule: messenger RNA, 3528 nt
Organism: Elgaria multicarinata webbii
Lineage: Eukaryota; Metazoa; Chordata; Lepidosauria; Squamata; Anguidae
Gene: RGSL1
Product: regulator of G protein signaling like 1
Exons: 21
Coding region: 1-3528 (1175 amino acids)
Source: RefSeq, a predicted model, not a curated record
AUGUCAACACGGCACAUCCACCAUGUAAUGUCGAUCUGCUGCCAAUCUGAAGCCAACCCGGAGGCGGAGCCUGGUGGAAGGCAACCAACGAUUGGUCACCUUCCACGAGGAAGAAGGUGGGGGCAGCUCGAGGACCUGGAUGGCUGCCCAGAAGCCUUGCACUUCCUCCUUGGCAUUGGGACUACCCAGCGCCACCUCGGGAGAGAGAAAGUGCACGAGCUGGUUGCCAGCAAGCAUUUGACAGUCCUGCUACAAGAUGAAAUCUUUACUGACUUCUUCAACACAUUCCUGAAUCUUCCGGUAUUUGGUCAGACACCCAUUUUCAUAAGCAACACUCGCACGUGGUAUCUUUGGCCAGAGCUACCAUGCAACCUGGUUUCAAAGCACAAAGGUUUGAUGACCUGGAUGGAAAAACAUCGGCUGCCUUUCUUCUACAAAACCAACUUGUGCCUUCACUAUGUUCUCUGCGAUGAGCUUAUCAGUUUCAUCAGGUCUCCAGAGGCAGCAGCGAUGCUGAGAUGGAGAAAGGCUGACCAGUGGCUUCUCGAGAAAUGCAUUGGUGGCUGUAGGGGAAUGUGGCGCUUCCGUUCCUUCAUGCAAGGAAUGGCAGGGGAAGAGCUGACCAAGUUCUGGUUAGCUGCAGAAAGGAUACUUGGCAUCGAUGAAACCAAUGAAUCCCAGCAAGACCUCUAUAUGUCGCUGAUCCAGGUGCUGAUGGCCACCCACUUGCAGGAAGGCUCUACCGUGGUCACCCUUUGCAACACAACCAUUGAAUCAAUUCUGAAAAUGUCUCCUUACCAUCCUCAACAUGUCUCCACUCGGAGAGAAGUCUUGAGCGAGAUGCAGAAAGUGGCCCUGUUCAAGAUUGAAAGUUACUGGCUCCCCAACUUCUACAUCCAUUGCAAGUUGAGCAUGGAGAACGAGCCCAAAUGCCUCCAUCUGCUGGAAGAGUACCAGGACCGGUUACACCGGGCAGGCUUGCCAAGACCGGUGCUCUCUCCUCUGCCCCCAAUGAGCAUCAGAGAAAGCAGCCUUCUGGACACCACCUAUUCCAGCUUGAAAAGCAAGAGGAAGGUCUGGGAUCAGGUAAGGGGCCAAAGCCUUUCUCGCAAAGGGAAGUACAAAGAAGGCCACAAGAAGCCAAAGCCAUGUAGAAGUAGCCCAGCAGACAAGAAGCAGACUCCCUCUCCAAAGCAUUCCCCCAUUCCAAGCCCUUGUCAAGCAGAAUAUGUCAGGGAUUCAGACGAUGUGGUCAUUUCUGAUGAGUCGCCGAGUUACAAAAGCAGCCCGAGUGAGUUCCUGCCUACUCCUGUGGUAGACGAGGUAGUGGAGAAGUGUGCCUUCAGUAAACUGCGCUCUUCCACUCCAGUGGUCCAGAUCCCUUCCAUGCUUGGCCUAAAAAGCCUUGUGAAGUCCCCCUUGUGUUUAAACUUUCUUCCUUGGGUGCUCACUGCUGACAAAUGUGCGGGACGUCCCUUCCGGGAGUUUUUGCUGCGAAGGAAUUACGCAGUGGAGGUGCAUCUCCUUGACCUCUGGCAUGACCUGGAGGACUUUUUGCGCAUGAUGUUAUGCUCCCUGGGGGAAGGCAACAUCCUUCUGCGUCAUGUGAUGGGCGAAAGGAUAUGUGAGCUGUACCUGACUCAGGGCAGCAACUGGCACCUUCCUUUGAAACUAACGACGCUCAAGAACUUGCAGGAACUCCUGCCUUCUGGACACGUGAUACCUUGGGUACUAAAGGCACAGAAGGAAAUCUGUAAGAUACUCAGCUUCCUCUAUGAGGAGUUCCUUCAGCAGGAUGACAAGAUGUUCCUGUAUUAUGUGAGCGGCAAGGAAAAGAAACCUGGCCAAGAAGAGCUUAAUGAAAAGGAAGAGGUCCUCCGGCUGGUCCGAAGGAUCAUUGAAUCUGUGCAUCUGAGCCAGGCCUUGGCGGGAAUGAAAGACUUUGAUCCACUUACUGGAGAGCACUGGCAAUUGCUGGGCAGCCAGGAUCUGCGCAUGGGGGGCUCUGUCUACAUGGAAGUGGAGCCUGUUGUGCGAAAGCUGGAUUACAGCAGCAUGGCAUUUGAGGAGCUGGCCCGGCUGAACCCGAAGAUGGCCGUGGAACUUCUUAGUAAGAACUUCCGGACAUUCUGCAAGAGGUGUCCAUCAGGCGGAGUGUUCGCUCGGCCAUUGGCGGGGAGAAGGAGCCUCCACUGGACCAGGUCAAGUUUGUCCUUUAUGAGGAAGGGACCAGCCACAAGAAAGGCCCUCGUAAAGCCCAGAACCUUUUCGGAGGUGCUGUCGAGUCCCCUACACCUGGACUACUUCCGGCACUUCCUCAAGAUGCACUCUGCCGAAGCCCCGCUCCUUUUCUGGAUGGCUGUAGAAGAGCUCACGAAUGAGCCCAAUGCCAGGGUCCAGCGUGCUCAGAUCAAUGACUGUGUCAGGACGUUCUUCUUCAAUGCUAUCCCACCUGAAAAGCUGCUGCAGUGCAAUGCUGACAUUAUCAAAGACAUCCCAAGGGCAUAUCUAGUCACUGUACCCAUGUUGGUCACAGCACAAAUAGAAGUUAUGAAGAUCCUGGAAGAGAAAUGGUUUAAAAUGUAUCAAGGCUUAUACCCUGAGACUGAUCUUUCGUUUGUCCCACCAAGUGGGAAGUCAAGGAGGCCUUCCAUGAUAAAAGAUAAGAUGAAAAGGUGCUGGUAUGCUCUUGGCUCCUUCGUCAGGACCGUUUGCAGGUUCCGAAAGGCGAUGAGUUACGUGGUGCAUCGCAAACUCUUUGAAGAAUUCCUCCAUCGGGAACGAAAAAACGACAAGGAAAAUCUGCCAAGCCCAGGCACUCAGAGACGGAUGAGCACAAGUACACCUAGUGGGCGGCCCGGUGCAUAUUCCACCGGGACAGAUGACAUUGAGGUGGUACAAGCAAAGCGUAAGAUCUUUGGCAGCCGCAUCAUCUCAGUCAACUUCCUGGUCAACGAUCUCUAUUUUUACCUGGAGAUGGAGAAGUUUUUUCACCUGGCUGACUCAGUGGUCGUGCUGGCUUCUCUUGGGUUGUACACGGAAAAAGACAUUGCCUUCCUGAAAACCAAAGUGGCCACCAUCAAUAAACUCUUUUUGAAUUCAGAUAUCCCACCUAAACUAAGGGUUAACCUCACAGAUGCACAAUGUAUUCAAAUCCGGAAUUUAAUUGCUGAAGGUGUGCUGAACAGGACUCUUUAUCAUGGUGCAAUUGUCUCCAUCUUCCCAGUUUUGUUAUUCUUCUGGAAGAAAUUUUGCCAUUGGAAAGUAAUGAAGGGCUUCAAAAAAGUUAAGUCAGAUAAACCAGUAAUUUCUCCAUCUCCUCCUUCUGCAAAGCCAACUAGGAAGCUCAGCUGCUUCAGUGGAGAAGAUCAUCCAAUCAUCAGGUAUACUGUUCUCAGAGGAAUCCAGCUACUGCUGCCUCAGCCUAAAGAAGAAGUGGAGGAAUUACCUGGAGAGAAAUCUUCUUUAGGAAGUAUAGGCCAUUUUAGGAAGUCCUCAUCUGUCAUCUGUACAUCCCAGAAACGGUAG